Molecule: messenger RNA, 2937 nt
Organism: Procambarus clarkii (red swamp crayfish)
Lineage: Eukaryota; Metazoa; Arthropoda; Malacostraca; Decapoda; Cambaridae
Source: RefSeq, a predicted model, not a curated record
AGGGAUUAGCGGCGAGUUUGAAAAGGUAAACAUACACCCCGAGGUGGCCAUGGCAGCUAAACUCUCUAGGAGCUGGUCGUUUUUCAGCGGGCGUCGCCCCCACAACGGCGAAUGCCUCAGCCAGGACUACCAGCCCACCACACCCGGAACCCGGGUCAAUCUGCAGGAUAGAUUUAGCCAGGAGAAACACCAGGAGGGAAGAUGGCGAAGAGGGCCUUUACUACCGCCUCCUCCUCCACCACCCACACGCAACAACACAUUCAAGCAUCAUGGAAAUCAUGCUCCUGAAGCACCCGAGCACCACCCGACUAAUCCUAAUAAUGGAUGUGCGGAUAAGGAGCAUUCUUCUGGGCAAUGUGAGGAUGAGGAAAACGGUUAUGAGGAACCAUAUGAAUAUCCAUCAAAUAACUCAAAUCUGCAACGAAGCCAUCCACACCAUUCUCAAGAUUGCUGUGAUAGCAAUAGUAAUCGGCCAGCUGGAGCUGCCCCUUCCUCUGUACCCUUUCCACGGCGCUCGCUUCGCAAGCUGCCCUCCGGUAUAGCGCCCCUUUGGAACAACAUCCAGGAUAAUGUUUCACAGCUGAAGCCACAAACUAGCAGAUUCAUUAAUGAAGGUGGCAGGAAGAUGAAUCGUGCACUACAAGGGGUUAGGACAUCAUUUUCAUCAUUUACACAGAUGUUUCGAAACUCUACUCGGCGGCGGUAUAAGUUGGAUGGUGGAACACCCACUCGUACUCCAAGAAGAACUCCUGGCAAACUUUAUUCCCCUUUUGACAUGAGUACUCCUGCCACUCCUCACAGCUAUGCCAAGGGACCUAAAAGGCUUCAAAAUGCUUCUGCUAGAAGGAACAUCUAUGGUAAUGAAAAUAGAGGUGUUAUACGAUUGGCUCAGCAUCAUGCAGGUUCUCCGUUGGGCCCUCGUCAAUGGAAUCAUUUCCAUUCUCCUUCCCAGGCUUUACAUCGUGAUAUCACGGCUGUGAACAGAGGCCUGAAGGACCUUGAACAUGUGAGCAGUGGAAUCCUUCAUAAUGAAAAAGAAAAAUGGAUUCAGUUUCAGUAAAUGUAAGCCCUUGUAUUGACUGAACCUUUCACACAAUUUUACACAAUACACAAUUUAUUGUAUGAUAGUGUGGAGGUAUUCACUGUCUGACUUUAUGAUGAAGCUGAAAUCUGUGAAUGGGGAUUUUUGAACUCCUUUGUUACUUUACAGUGCUUAGAAAGAGUUUUUAAAUAGGGAAUUUACUUUUUAAUCAGCAAAUGUGUUUAAUUCCAUUCAUGCUCAACAUGUUUUCCAAGUUCAACUUUGAUGAUAAAAUAUAUAUAAUGUAAUUUUAUAUAUAUAUAUACGGUAUAUACACAUACCUAUCACGCUUUGAAGUUCAAACGUAUAUUUCAUGGAUAUUAUUUUAACUAUCGGUAAAAUGCACACGUUAUUUUUGCAUUUUCAUGCAUUUAGUAGUUUGCAAACUUUGUUUUAUCAAGGAUGUAAUACUUAUUAGCAGAGGCAGCUCUUUGUUAUACUACAUACCAUAACUAGAUUAUUGUAUAGGAAAUUUUUCUCAUUCAUUUAAAACUGUGUGUUUGAAUUGUUUCUUUACACACUCCAUACUUAACCCGUGUCUUCCAAGCUUCACUCGCAUACUCUGUUUUCCUUUCUUCACAAAUUUCACAUAUUCAUUUACUCAUUUCUUGUGUUUUUAUACACUCUUUGCUGAAGCAUGUGUGGCAUUCACUAACCAAUGUGCUAGCAUGAUUCUUGCUAGCUAGCAAGAAGACCUUACCUUACUAGGUAAGGUAAGCUAGCAUGCUAGCAUCUUGAUUAAAAAAAUUUGACACUUCAUUUACCACAAAAGAAAACACAUCUCAAUCUUAACUCGUGCACUUCAUUUUUCAUCCAUUUAAUUUUCAGUGCACUUAAUAUUUUAUUUUUAUAAAAAAAAUUCCAUGACUUUUACAUUAUGUUCGAUUUAUUUUUCCAAAGAUUUGUAUAAGUACACGGGGAUAAUUUUAAGUACAAUUGUUUGAUUCUCUUAUACCCUACAUUCCAGUUUAUGAUUUUCAGCUUUAUAACUGUAGCAUAAAUUUCUUUCGAGCCAGUAUUACUGAUGGGAAGUUUUUCAGAUAAAAUUUGUGUUUUUGAGAUAUUUAUGGAAGGGAUUUAGGAUGAAGCAUCUAUAGAUACAGUAUUCAUUAGUGGGGGUCAGUGUACACAAGACAUAUCGAAGCUCUCAUGACUAGUUUUUUAAGAUUAUUUUUAGAGGCAAGGUUCUCUUUCUGCCAUAAAUUCUUUAAGUACAAGUAAAUGACCAUUUUCGUUUUGUUCUGAUGAGAAUUUCUCUUAAGCUCUCAACGAAUGUUAUCUACCAGUGGGAGAAGACUUUAUUUGUAGAUUAAGCUCCACUCGGAGGAAAACUUUCGUUAAGAAAGUUCUCGGUGAAACCUUAUUUACCAAUAGUUUUUUUGUUUGGUAUUUCUUCUCAUCAUUAUCAGUCCUUGGUGCUUUCUCUGUAAAGUUCAUGUAUUCUAACCUGUAGAGAUCAGCAAUUUAAGACUGGACAAGGAAAAUUACUGCUGUGUUUAUAUGCAUAUUUUAGAGUAAUUAAUGAUACUUAAAUGGGCAUCUUUCACAAAGUGAAUUUUCAAAUGCAUUUGAGUUUAAAACUUUUGCUAUUUUGAAGAGACAAGGUGUACUAUUGAGUAAAUAGAAAAUUUGCUAACCCUAUAGCCCUAUAGUUCUCUUGCAUUAAUUUUUAGUUUUGUCUGGAUGAGGUAUUAAGUGUCUUUUGUUUUGGGGAGGUGGGGGCUUGUUUCUUGCACGUUAGUACAACAUAUGCAUUCACAAGCAAGAUAUUCAUGUGAUUGUAACUAUGUUGUCUCAGUAAUGCAGGAGGUGUUCCUCUUCUGUACGUUUAUAUAUAUAUAUUUUAUUAUUAUUAU